Medicago truncatula (barrel medic) is the source of this 1286-nucleotide messenger RNA. RefSeq lists its product as uncharacterized. Lineage: Eukaryota; Viridiplantae; Streptophyta; Magnoliopsida; Fabales; Fabaceae. Bases 443 to 748 code for a protein of 101 amino acids. The transcript has 2 exons. The record is from RefSeq and is a predicted model, not a curated record.
AAAAAUAUCCGAUGGGUUGUCACUUUGUAAUAAUAUAAGAAAAUUUUCCCUCAUUUUCUCGACAAAUUUUUAUUCUUUUUCUGACACUGAGAUUCUCUUCUAACUAUUUUCCCCUUAAUUUUCAAUUUCUGUUUUCUUUCGAUUUCUACUGUUCCUGUGUGACUUGAUACCUCCGUCUUGUGAAGAAACGCGUUGACUCUUUCUUGAGUUCAUUUCCACCAAUCAAAUUUUCAUCUUUCUCAAGAUUUCAAACUUGCAAUACAAUUUUUACUCAAAUGGGUUUCUUCCAAAUCCUUAGAUUCCUCUAAAUUGUUUCUUAAAUUCCAUUCUUACUUUUCUUUGUUUUUAUGUGUUUUGUUUUUGGUGUUAACCAUCUGGUUUUCGGGGCGAAAGAGACUCUGGUAAUCUGGAGUUCGUCUGAAAGAUAAGUAAAACGUUCUUGAUGGAUUCGAAGGGUUCUAAGGAUGGGAAGAAUUACAUAAUGGAUACACCUGUGGUGGUUUGUGUUAUGGAAGAUGAAAAAGUUGAAGAUCAUGUCAAUGGUGAAGAUGAUAGUGAUUCUAAUUCUUUGUUGCCUCCUAGGAGAGGUUGUAUGUCAAGAAAUUCUGGUAAGACAAGAAGGAAAGUUCAGUGGAAUGAUAAGAAUGGUAAUCAGCUUGCUGAGGUGUUGGAAUAUGAACCAAGUGAUGUCAGUGACUCAGAAGACGAAGACGAAGAUUCAGAUUCUUGUAUCUGUACAAUAAUGUAGAAAUCAUCUUGAUAUUAGCUGUCUCAUACUCUCUACUGGAUUAUUCAUGGGCACAAUAUGGCUUGCCAACCCUGAAUUUGACAAAGUUAGAGACAGAACAUGGUAGAUUUUUUGUUCUGAGAUGGGGCCCGGAUAGUCCAAUAACCACGUGCGGCCUCUCAUGUCUACCGAUAUUUGGAUUCAGUUCAUCUUACUGAGUUUCAAGAUGAUUUCAUAGAUGGACUUUGGGAGGAAUUCUUGGAUGUAGAUCGAAACACGCAUUACUUCCAGUAAUAUUAUUUGGACGGUGAUGAUAGCUUUCAUGCUUAGCCACAUCUACUGAUGCUGUAAAAGUUGUGCAUUCAAUUGAUUAGAUCAUUAUCUAUCUAAUGGCAACAUCAUUUAACUGAUGGUGUAAAAGUUGUGCAUUCAACUGAUUAGAUCAUUAUCUAUCUAAUUAAAGAGGAGACAGAGACACCUCCAAUAUUAUUUCAUUUUGUUUUUCUUGUUCCCCAUUCUAUGGAACAAUUUUUCAGGAUUAAUGUUAUUUUUUCUUCAA